UGGAUGCCCUUGAGCAAAGCAACACCAUCAACUUAGUUUUGAGUUACUACUUUCAUAGCCAUGGAACACUUCUGUUUCCUGGUCAUCCUCUCACUCUCUGCCUUGGCCAUGGCCUUGCAGCUGACCACCCCCUGCAACGCUAUACAAGCUCAACCGCAGCCGAUCUACGACACAGAUGGCCAUGAACUAACAGGCAACAACCUGUACAACAUCAUGCCGGUGGGCCGGAAUCUGAGCGACCAGUGCGUCUCUCCUAGCUCAUUUCGGGAGGAUCAAUGUCGUGUGCGGGCGAUUCUGACACCGUGCAAGCAGUUUCGUGGGACAGACGGCUACGUUCGGAUCAGGCUGGCCGAGGUGAGCGACAGCUCCGACACGGAGGCGUUACCCCGCCUCUCUACCGACGUCGUGAUCGAUUUUCGCGGCGUGGUCACCUCGUGCGUGUACCCUCUCCAGUGGUACGUCCGUCCAGAGAACACGAAGCAGAUGCACGUGACCGCCGGCCUCUUGACGGGGAUGGAGGGAUGCAAGACGCCGGCAGGAACAUGCAUGGCAGAGAUUUUCAUGUUCCGCGUUGAGAAGCACGGCGCGGGGUACAAGCUCAUGUCGUGCCCCGAUGCGCCGUGCCGCGAUCUGGUGUUGCUCGACUACGCCGGACGCAGGUAUCUGACGGUAGAGAAAGACGGGCGCGAGCCUCUGGUGGUCGUGUUCAAGAAGUUCCAUCGCGUCACCUUGCCUCCUGCGAGUCAUCCCCAACUAGGCUAGUGUCUAUGCCACUAUGUAUGUGUACUUGCUUAACCGUUUGAUGCGAUGAAUAAAUUUCUAGCGAGUUGAAGCAUGAAA
Molecule: messenger RNA, 840 nt
Organism: Hordeum vulgare subsp. vulgare (domesticated barley)
Lineage: Eukaryota; Viridiplantae; Streptophyta; Magnoliopsida; Poales; Poaceae
Product: alpha-amylase/subtilisin inhibitor-like
Exons: 1
Coding region: 61-762 (233 amino acids)
Molecular function (GO): endopeptidase inhibitor activity
Source: RefSeq, a predicted model, not a curated record